UUUCUGAUAUCAUAUAUAUAUAUAUAUAUAUCCCUGUGCCCUGUGUUAUUUAUUUUUGACCCAGGACCACUACUAUUGCCAUUAUAUUUGUAAUUCAAAAACUCUAAAUUAUCACACAAAAAUGACCAAAUUCAUCGUUUGUGCUUUCUUCAUCAUUUUUAUUCUAGGGAUGAUGGUGAAUGAGAUUGAAGGACAAGGACAAUGCAACGAGGUUUUAGAAGAAAUAGAUUGUGGUGCUGGGAACUGUAGCGCUCUAUGCCUACAGAAACGGCAGGGCUUGGGUCGAUGCGUCGAUCCAGAAGGCAACUCCACCCUCAAAUGCUAUUGUUAUUAUCCUUGCGUCUAAAGUUUUUUAAUUUUAUUUUAUAUCAUCUGAUCUAUA
Molecule: messenger RNA, 382 nt
Organism: Camelina sativa (false flax)
Lineage: Eukaryota; Viridiplantae; Streptophyta; Magnoliopsida; Brassicales; Brassicaceae
Product: defensin-like protein 141
Source: RefSeq, a predicted model, not a curated record